AUGGAUUAUUUCAGUUGCCCAAACGAUGCCACAUUCGGGCCUGCUGUCCAUGGCUGCAACCAUAGAGAGUUUGACUUCACUCUCAGAUUCGAGGCGAUAUUCUUUUCAAUUCUUCCUGCCGCAAUCUUCAUCAUUCUCGCGCUUGUCCGCAGCAUCUGGCUAGUCAAAGAGCCUGUGAUCGUCAAGGGUCGAAUUUACCAACUUUCUAAAGCCGCAUUCAUUGCAAUUUGUAUUGCCUUACGCUUCUCGUCGUUUGUUCUAAGCAUCGUCUGGCGCGGCGAGCAGGCUGCUCUCUUCAUAUCAUCCGCUGCACUAGAUGUAGUUGCCAUCUCGCUGGCCCUACCGCUGUCUUUUCUUGAACAUGCCCGCUCACCACGCCCGUCGAUGCUGCUGAGCAGCUACUUGUGGCUCUCACUACUCUUUGAUAUUGUACGAACUCGCUCGUUCUGGCUCUUAGCUGUGACGCACACCGAACAUGCCUUCGCUGCCGUCUUUACAGCCGCAGUUGGCGUAAAGGCUGUUGCAUUCCUGGCCGAGUCUCAAACCAAAACGAGAUGGAUUCAAUGGGAUACCGCUUCGCACAGCCCAGAAGAAACGGCUGGGUUCUUUGGGUUGGCGGCAUUCAGUUGGGUCUGGAAAUUAUUCGCAAUUGGUCGCCAGAAAGUAUUGUCUUUGGAGGAUUUAUUCUCUCUUGAUCGACAUAUGGCUAGUGAUACUUUACGAAUGAAGCUUCACACUUCAAUAAAAGUCUCUUCGACCCAUGGCCAUAAGCACGGACUUGCCAAAGCUCUUGCGAAAUCUCUACUGGGCUCUUUCUUACUUCCAAUACCGCCGAGACUCGCCCUGUCGGCUUUCAGAUUCUGUCAGCCCUUCCUCAUCAACUCAUUGCUAUCGUAUCUGCUGAUACCAGCAUCCGAGAGGCCUGUCAACUAUGGUUAUGGCUUGAUAGUGGCGACAUUUCUUGUAUACGGAGGCAUUGCUGUUUCAACAUCCAUUUACUAUUACCUACGAGAGAGGACUAUCUGGAUGGCUCGCGGAGCUCUAGCGAGUGUCAUCUAUGAACAGACUCUACGGUCUAGGCUCUCAGUAGUCGGUGACUCUUCUGUACUCACUCUGAUGAGUACGGAUAUUGAGCGUACCAGACAGGGCUUCAUGGCUAUGCAUGAAUUCUGGGCAAGUUUCCUCGAAACUGGAGUUGCCCUUUGGUUGCUGUACCGAGAGCUUGGCGUUGCCUUUGUCGCACCCAUCGUUGUCGUUAGCGUUUGCGUUGUCAGUGUAACCAUCGCGAGUCGUUUGAGCGGUCCCAGGCAAAACCUUUGGAUGCAAAAGAUUCAAGAAAGAGUCGGUGCUCUGUCUCACGUUGUUGCGAAUAUGAAGACUUUAAAGAUUGCUGGCCUGGCGGAAUCAGCUGAAGCACUUAUCCAGCGCCUCCGUGAGGUUGAGAUCGGUAUUGGUGGUAGUUGGCGAAUGACCAUAGUCCUGUUUGUGAUUAUUGGCUUUGCUCCAUCCAUGCUCGGCCCGUUGUUCACGUUUGCCGUCACAUCACGGACCCUUGACACCACUCGUGUAUUUACGGCGCUGUCUUUUCUUGUUCUUCUCACAGAGCCGUUAUCCCAGAUAUUUCAAUAUGUACCCUUUAUGAUGGCCUCUUUUCAAUGUCUUACGCGCAUUCAAAAUUUCUUGGAGGAAGAAUGCUGUAUAGACUUUCGUGAAGACGCUGGUCCGGCUCAAUUCAAGUAUGAGUCAAAAGAAGAUGAUUUAAGAAGGAGUAUAGGCGAAGACUGUGACGCGAUAAUACAAGUUUGCGACGGCAGUUUCGGCUGGGAUAAGGAGAAACUUGUUCUAUCAAAGCUUUCUUUUAGCAUUGCUGCCAAUUCUCUCACUAUUGUGAUUGGUCCUACUGCUUGUGGCAAAUCGACUCUUCUCAAAGCCCUGUUAGGGGAGACGCCCAUCCAUGAUGGUCGAGUACUGAUAGAGCCUGCAGCUCGCCGCAUCGGCUACUGCGAUCAAACUCCUUUUCUAACCAACGCCAGUGUGAGAGAGAAUAUCCUCGGAUACUCUUCGUUUGAUGAAAAUAGAUACAAUGAAGUUCUUGAAGCGACAAUGCUUCUUCCAGAUCUUGCUCUGCUUCCACAGGGAGAUCUUACCAAGAUAGGGAGUAAUGGUGUGAGCCUAAGCGGCGGACAAAAACAGAGGGUAUCAAUGGCACGCGCAUUAUAUUCAGACUCCAAGCUUUUCCUUUUCGACGACACGCUUAGUGGACUGGAUGCGGAUACCGAGGAGCAGGUAUUUCAACGAGUCUUCGCCACCAAUGGUCUUAUUCGCCGCCGUAAUGCCACUGCAGUCCUAUCUACUCAUGCGGUGCGCCAUUUACCGUCUGCAGAUCAUAUCGUCGCCCUGAACCAUGACGGCCUGAUCGUUGAGCAGGGCAUUUUUGAUGAUCUUGAUUCACUUGGCGGCUACGUCCAAAGUCUGGAGGUCCAAGUUAAUAAGAAACCUUCCGAAAAUCUGCCUUCAGACUCUUCAUCCGUUCUAUCCACUGCAGAGAAAAGCGAAGAAUCUGCUGUCGUUACUGCUCGCACACCACCACCGGCAAUGUGGAGCGCAACAGAUGAGCACAGUCGAAAAACAAGAGAUUGGUCCGUCUAUAAACAUUAUGCAGGGAGCAUGAAGUCAAUAACUUUACUGUCAUUCUUAUUAGUUGGCAUCGCCCUCGGCUUUUUCUUCAACUUUCCGCAGAUCUGGCUGAACUUUUGGUCCGCCGAUGUGACGUCUGCUCACCGAGCUCACUCUCAGGCGUACUGGAUUGGCAUCUAUUCCUUCUUCCAAGUCCUAAGCCUGGCCUGUAUAGGCAUCAUAUGUGCUAUUCUAUUCAUCUCCAUGACUGCGCAGUCUGGCACAGCUUUGCAUCAUCAGACGUUGCGUACUGUUAUUAGAGCUCCAUUGCGAUUCUUCACGACCGUAGACGCCGGCAUCGUCACAAAUCUCUUCUCUCAGGAUAUUUCUCUCGUUGAUAUAGAGCUUCCUCAGGCUCUCCUCAAUGUCAUGGCAGAGCUAUGCAUGUCUAUUGGCAUGGCUGUUGUUGUGGCUACAGCUUCGCCGUAUAUCGCAAUCAGCUAUCCGUUUGUUGUUGCGCUCAUGUGGCUGAUUCAAAACGUAUAUCUCUCUACUUCUCGACAGCUUCGUUUGCUAGAUCUUGAAACAAAGAGUCCACUUUAUACGCAUUUUACAGACACAGUCACCGGAGUCGCAACUCUUCGCGCCUUUGGCUGGGCCCAAGAAAGCCUUGGAUUCAAUUUAGGCCUCUUGGACAAUUCGCAACGCCCGGCAUAUCUCCUUGCCAUGGUCCAGCACUGCCUCACUUUCUUUCUUUCAGCGGUCGUCACGGUCCUCGCCACACUAGUUGUAGUUCUUGUCACCCAGGUCAAGGCAGUCACAGGUGCUGGAUUUGCCGGAGCCUCAAUGGUCAGCUUAAUGUCUCUAGGAGAUUAUGUGUCGAAUCUGAUCCGCAUGUAUACCCUUUUGGAGAUAUCCAUUGGGGCUGUGAGCCGGCUCAAGUCUUUUCGUGAGACAGUGCUGCCAGAGAGUUCUCCUGAAGAGGACGCAAUGCUGCCACCACUUUGGCCAUUACAUGGAUCGCUGGAGAUCAAAGAUGUUUCUGCUUCUUACAACAACGAAUUGAAUCAAUCAUUACAAUUGGAGGACUCGGACGGCACAGAUGCUACAGAUCUGGUUCUUAGAAAUGUCAGCAUGAGUAUUGCCCCUGGCGAGAAGAUUGCCAUUUGCGGUCGCAGUGGAAGCGGUAAAUCUUCUUUUCUGCUGCUUCUGCUUCGCCUUCUAGAUCCACUUCCAGCAUGCGCAGACGGCAUUACAAUCGACAAUGUAUCACUCAAUCGAGUCAAUCGCUCAAUUCUACGACAGCGUGUUAUUGCAGUGCCCCAGGAUUCCAUCUUCUUUCCGGACGGACACUCUUUCAGAACAAACCUCGAUCCGUACAAUUUAUCAACUGAUAGCGACUGCACCGAAGUGCUUCAAUCAGUAGGCCUCUGGCAGGCUGUAGAAGAUAACGGUGGCUUAAACGGCAGCCUAUCUACUAGUAUGCUCUCGCAUGGCCAGAGACAGCUAUUUGGCUUCGCCCGUGCCAUACUACGACGACGUAUACGCGGCAGUGCCGCCCGCGACAUCGGUGGCUUGCUGCUCUUGGACGAGGUAGGGUCGUCUGUGGACAAGGAUACCGACCGCACAAUACAAAGACUCAUCAGGGAUGAGUUUACUCGAUAUACUACGAUUGCAAUAUCUCACCGGCUGGAUGCUAUAAUGGAUUUUGAUCGUGUGAUUGUGAUGGAUAAGGGACGUGUUGUUGAGUCCGGCCGUCCUAGAGAGUUGGUGAAGCGGGACGAGGGCGCCUUCAAAAGUCUUUGGACCGCUGGAGGUCGAGAAAUAUAA
Messenger RNA from Trichoderma atroviride IMI 206040, 4446 nucleotides. NCBI's taxonomy places the organism in Eukaryota, Fungi, Ascomycota, Sordariomycetes, Hypocreales, Hypocreaceae. The record is from RefSeq and is a predicted model, not a curated record.